Soboliphyme baturini is the source of this 225-nucleotide messenger RNA. Lineage: Eukaryota; Metazoa; Nematoda; Enoplea; Dioctophymatida; Soboliphymatidae. The record is from the annotation of a GenBank genome assembly.
AUGGCUGACCGCCAGUUCUCGAACCAGCCAGCUGUGCAGGCGCAGACGCAGGCGCAGUUGUUGACCCAAUUCGUCGUUGCCCUGAUCUUGCGCCAGCUUGAUGAGCCACGAUAUCUGUGUUCAGCAAGGGAAGACGGACGGCCUGACAAAACCGGCGUUGGUGGUGGUGGCGGUAGCGGCAGUAGGCGCGGUAGCGAUGGCGGCGUGUGUGCAUUCACCACAUAG